GAACGUCGUCGGACGCAUUCCCCACUCCCAGGCCUACCUACCCAAACUCUAUCAGUAACAGUUUCCCGUUAUCAGUUUCCGAGUUUCCAGUUUUCGCAGCCGUUUCGGUGUUUUGUGCGUUUCCUCAUUCAUCAUGGGAACCGUAGAAGAAACCUACGAGGGCGAAAUCACCCGCAGGAAAGUCACGAGGACAAGUCUUCGGAUUCAAGAGACAUCCUCCUCAACCAAGACAACGAAUAUGACGACGUCAGCAGCCAAGCUAUAUGGGAAAGACAUCGGUGAAUACGAUGACUUGGACGUCGAUCAGUUGCUGUCACAACUUUCCCCGGAGGAAAUCUCAAUACUGGCCAAAGAAGUUGAUCCUGAUGACAACUUGUUGCCGCCAUCACAAAGGUGCAGUUACGAGUGUGAGAAGGAACCUACAGGACCCUUAGACCGCAAGAAGCUAAUUGAACACAUCAACAAACAGGCAUUAGAAACACCAGACAUGCCUGAGCACAAACCCUUUGUUCCUGGCGUUAUCCGUGGCAAAAAGUGGGUUCCUCCUCCUGAAUCGUAUCAAGCCCAGAGAGAUGCAGAUGAACAGAUUGCCAUAGACAUGGGAGAUGAAUAUGAGAUGGCUCUCAGCAGUGCGUCGCAGGAGGAAAUCAUUGACCUGGCUGCUAUCCUCGGCUUCCACUCCAUGAUGAACCAGGACCAGUACCACGCUUCUCUGCUCAACAAAGGUCAACCCGUGGGUCUAGGAUGGGAUGGCAUCACCAAGGCUAGCCAACCCAAGGUGUUCCCUGCUGACCCACCCAACAGUACCGACCCGGAGCAGACCAUCAAACAGGUCAAAGAAGAUGACCACAAGCUCAUUGAUCUCAACUGGAAUAACAUCAAGAACAUCGCAGAUGAGAAGUUUGAGCAACUGUUUGCAGCGUUGCCUGACAACACACACUUGGAGACUCUCAGUCUCACCAACGUAGGCCUCACUGAUAGACUGGCUCUCAAACUGGCUGAUGCUCUGGAGAAAAACAACACACUCAGAGUCAUCAAUCUUGAAACCAACUUCGUUAGCCCCAAUGUGAUUGUUCGCUUGGUAAAGUCCUUGCUCAAACAACAAUCAAUUGAAGAGUUCAGAGCCUCAAACCAGAGAUCAACGGUGCUGGGUAAUAAGAUAGAGAUGGAGAUUACAAACCUGGUGGAGCAGAACCAGACUUUGUUGAGGCUAGGACUCCAUCUCGAGUACAAUGAUGCUAGGCAUCGCAUCGCUUCACAUCUACAACGCAACAUUGAUAGGAAGUAUCGGCUGAAAAUAGUGGUGCCUAAAAGAGGAAGCACCAGCACAGAGGCGAGUUUUAGCCUGACGAGACGUAAGGACGGCUCAGUACGCAUCAUGGGGCGCGAGUGACCGAUGACCAAGACGUCACAGGUCGUUUGCGUCGGCUUGGUCACUUUUCUCGCAACUCGUUCUGCGGGUAUUUCUCACGCUGAACUCGUCUUCAUCGCCCUUCGUAGUCGCCAUUUAGCUUUGCUACAAGUGUUUUUUUUUUACUGCCAGUCCUCCCAAUCUGAACAUCUCCUUGUUUGGCUUUUGUAGUUAGAGAUGAGGUCUCGCCUCGGGUGUAUUUAUUUAAUCUAAGGUUUUAUUCACUAACAAUCGGAACAAAUUCAAAUUUAAUUGUUAUUAAAUUUCGAGUCUACCUUAAUUUGUCUCUUUCAUUUGCUUUUAGUUUGGUUCGAUUAAACGACCAUUAUUGGUGUUUAAAUCCUUUUUUGGGUUAGUAUAUUGCUUGUCGUAACGUUACACAAGGGGGUGCUUUAGUAUGAGAUUGCCCGCUGCCGAGUCGAUGUGAACGCCUAUGUUGGUGAAAGCCAGUGUUCUCUGCUCUACGAACAUUCUAAUAAUCAAAACAUUUAUGCAUCGGAAUACCUAAUUCUAGGUGUUUCUGUCAGUUUAAAAUAUUUUGACAUUGUAUAUUCAUAUUGUAUAUUAUAAGAGUAUUUGUAAGUAUAUUUCAUUUCUGUGACAUUUAUUUAUAGUUGAGUCAUUUAGGUUAAAUUCAUUGUGAUGGUUUAAUACCCAUGUUACGAUGUAGAUUAUUUUUCGAUACGGAAGAAAGAUUUAUUGCUUGAAAAAUCACUGUUAAUUUGUAUAAAUGAGUUGUACCAGUUGUACGAGAUAAAAAUUGUAUUAUAGUUUAUUUUAUCAAAUAGUUUCUUCAUUUUUUAUCUAUUUAAUAUGCAAUCCAUAAUGCGAAUUUAUUGUACAUUGAGUUUCGAUGAUAUCUUUUUUACAGCGUAAACCUUUGCUAAGGCACGUCAGUAGAUGCACAUCUUUGUACUAGGGCAUAAAGUUCACUUAUUAUGUUAAAUAUAUAGUCAUGUCUUA
Messenger RNA from Macrosteles quadrilineatus (aster leafhopper), 2374 nucleotides. Its product is annotated as tropomodulin-like. The transcript has 10 exons. Gene Ontology annotation, cellular component: myofibril. The record is from RefSeq and is a predicted model, not a curated record. NCBI's taxonomy places the organism in Eukaryota, Metazoa, Arthropoda, Insecta, Hemiptera, Cicadellidae. Gene Ontology annotation, biological process: myofibril assembly; pointed-end actin filament capping. The coding region runs from base 134 to 1393 and encodes 419 amino acids. Gene Ontology annotation, molecular function: tropomyosin binding.